Spodoptera frugiperda (fall armyworm) is the source of this 899-nucleotide messenger RNA. RefSeq names its product MORN repeat-containing protein 3-like. The coding region runs from base 104 to 856 and encodes 250 amino acids. The transcript has 5 exons. Lineage: Eukaryota; Metazoa; Arthropoda; Insecta; Lepidoptera; Noctuidae. The record is from RefSeq and is a predicted model, not a curated record.
UCUUUGAUAUAUUACAUGUCUUGUCAUUUUUGUCCCGUCAAAUCGUCACUUUAGAAAGUAUUUACCUACCUAUAAUAUAGUAUUUAUAUAAAGUGUUUAAAUAAUGCCUUUCUAUCACAAACCACGGGAGUUUACACCCCUUUUGAUAGCGGCGCACAAGAAAUCUAUAAAGAAUGGUCUUCGGCAUGCGAUCUUUACGUCGAGAUUUGAUAAAUAUAUCGGAGAUUGGAAAAACGACAAGAAGGAAGGUAAAGGCAGAUUCUUAACUAUAGGCGGAAAUCUAUAUGAAGGGGACUGGUACCAAGGUUAUAGGCACGGCUUUGGCCUGCUCAGCAAACGGCAGCCAAAUGGUACGUUUAGACUAGUGUACCGAGGCGACUGGGCUCGCGGUUACCCUGACGGCUCCGGCUGGAUGUACCACGAGGACGGAGCUACGUACAUGGGCUUCUUCAAACGAGGCAUGAGGCACGGAUACGGGAACAUGUGGUACGCGGACGGAACCUUCUACGCUGGCUACUUUCAUAAAGAUAAGAAACAAGGAAUUGGUUUAUUUUUACAAGCUGACGGGAAUAGAUACGAAGGGCAUUUUGAAAAUGACGUUAAGAAUGGUUACGGACGGUUCUACCACAUGCGGACCGGCCAGAUCCAGGAAGGAUGCUGGGAGAAUGAUAUCUGUGUCAUGUCCAAGAUGUCCGAUAUAUUGGUGCGACAGUCCUGCGUGAGACCUACGCCUUAUCCUAUACCAAAGGUGGAAUUGAAAUACCCGAAGAGAAUUCUUGAAAAGAGCGAGUUUUGGAUGAAACAGAAGAAGGGUGAAUUUGACAAAAACCUCAUGAAAUGCAUCGACCAAAUGUAAUAAUGUGUUCUACAAGAUCAUUAAAAAUAACAACAUUGUAAAA